AUGACUACCAAUAUCUCAAGGGGACAAGUAGUCAUCACGUGCGAUCUCUGUGCUAAACCAACUCAGCAGUUUUGUAAGAACUGUCAAGUCAGUUUAUGUGUGGACUGUGUCAGUAAACAUGUGGACAAGCACCAGUCUCUUACACAUGACAUCCUUCCCUUCAAGAACAGAAAGAUACAGUUUGUUUUUCCAGAGUGUGAAUUUUACCCUCACCAGAGAUGUGAGGCCCAUUGUCAAAAGUGUGAUGUCCCAGUGUGCAUCAAAUGUUUUCUUGGCAACCAUAAGGGCAAUGACGCUGUAGAAUUAUCAAAUAUAGUAGAGAACAAAAAGGGAAAAAUUGAAAAAAAAACAAAGGAAAUUGAAAUCGUUAUUAUUCCAAGAUACCUGAAGAGUGCACUGCUAGAUAUAAUGAGUUGGAACAGAGCAUGGAGAAACGUCAAUCUCCAGUUAGACAGAAGAAGUCUCUUAUUUAUAUACAAGCUACUGGACAAAGGCAAAGUUAUUGCCAUCGUUCCUACCGCAGUAAAACCAAUAUGGAGAGUGGCCUGUGUAGGUGAAAAUGCAGCUUGGAUUAGUGGAGAUGACAUAUUCAUUAAACUUGUUGACAUACAUGGGUUUGUGCAGGAUAUUGUCAAGACUACAUCUUUGGAGACGCCUAAUGACAUCACAGUGACGAGACAAAAUGAUCUGGUGUACAGUGACGCUAAAACUAGGACUGUAAAUAUUGUUCGAAAUGGACUGACAGAGGUAAUGUUCACUACACAGAAAGGAUGGAAACCAAGAGGUCUGUGCUGUACUAGAUUAGGUGACAUACUGGUCAACCUGUAUGAUGCAGGUCAAAACAAAAUCGUCCGUUACCAGGGACAAAUGGUGAAACAGGAAAUACAUAAGGAUAAAGAUAAAAAUGAAAUCUUAAAAAUGGUGAAUAUAGGCUUUGCUUAG
Saccostrea echinata is the source of this 942-nucleotide messenger RNA. RefSeq lists its product as uncharacterized. The coding region runs from base 1 to 942 and encodes 313 amino acids. Gene Ontology annotation, molecular function: zinc ion binding. The transcript has 2 exons. Lineage: Eukaryota; Metazoa; Mollusca; Bivalvia; Ostreida; Ostreidae. The record is from RefSeq and is a predicted model, not a curated record.